CCUCCCUGAGCAGGGAAUCCAUCCACAAAAUGCGUUCAAUACCAAUUUCCAUCGUGCUCAGUGUCAUCUGGUUCGCACCGCCAUCAUCAACAAACCACGAGUCGGAUGGUCCUAUGGAGUUUUUUUUCCCAUUGUCAGAUGGGUUCCCGGACAUACAGCCGGGGUCCCAGCAAGAGGAGGACGUGUUUCAGCGCGCCCACGGGAACUACCCAAAGCCGAACCUUCCUCCUCUGGCGGAUGAUGACGUCACCUCCCUCCAAUUCCUCGCCUUCAACGAGAUUUUCGAGGUGGCCUACUUCUCGGACUUCCUCGCCAACGUGACCAACAACGUGACCGGAUACGAGAUCGCCGACCAGGAUCUCCGCGACUACGUCAUCACCACCCUGCAGGCCAUCGUCGCCCAGGAGGAAGUCCAUGCGUUGCAGGCCAACGCCGUUUUGAUGAGCAUGGACUUGGAGCCGAUACAGGCGUGUCGCUACGUUUUCCCGGUCAGCAAUAUCAGCGACGCCUUCAAUUUCGCCAGCACGUUCACCGAUGUCGUCAUGGGCACGGUUCAAACCAUCAUGAAGCUGCUCGGGCGGAACAAUGAUACAGACUACAUUCCGUCGGUUACAGCCAGGGUGAGUAACGAGGGCGAACAGAACGGGUUCUUCCGCUAUAUGAACAACAAGAUCCCAUCCUCAAACCCUUUGCUAACCGGCAGUGCGCGGGAAUUCGCCUGGUCCUCUCUGAACCAGAUGGUCGUUGUGAACGGUUCUUGCCCCAACAGCUACCUCAUCGACCUGCAGCUCUACCCGGCCCUCUACGUCGCCAACUCGCCCAGCGCGGACUCCGAUCAGAAUCAAACUAUCGAGCUGAGCACUGAAGCUACCGUCGAUUGCAGCUACGCUGUCGUCUACAUUUCUCAGCAGAACAUGCCGCUCGUUGUGCCCAUUGAGGAUUUACGAGAGGACGAUGGUGUCAGCACCUUCGAGGCUACUUUCCCGGCCAGUUUAUUGCAGUACGGUGGCUACGGUCUCAUCAUUUUUGUUCUGACAAACAGCACGGGGCCGUUUAAGAACGUCGAAGCAGUCGUGCCGAAUACCGUCGCUGGUCCUUAUUUGUUUGACAAGAAGUAAAUUGUUCUUUUUU
Molecule: messenger RNA, 1131 nt
Organism: Bemisia tabaci
Lineage: Eukaryota; Metazoa; Arthropoda; Insecta; Hemiptera; Aleyrodidae
Source: RefSeq, a predicted model, not a curated record